Solenopsis invicta (red fire ant) is the source of this 2720-nucleotide messenger RNA. RefSeq names its product gephyrin. The transcript is spliced from 12 exons. Gene Ontology annotation, biological process: establishment of synaptic specificity at neuromuscular junction; Mo-molybdopterin cofactor biosynthetic process; molybdenum incorporation into molybdenum-molybdopterin complex. Lineage: Eukaryota; Metazoa; Arthropoda; Insecta; Hymenoptera; Formicidae. Gene Ontology annotation, molecular function: molybdopterin molybdotransferase activity. Gene Ontology annotation, cellular component: dendrite; cytoplasm; postsynaptic specialization. The coding region runs from base 237 to 2291 and encodes 684 amino acids. The record is from RefSeq and is a predicted model, not a curated record.
GUAUUUUCAAGUAAGUUAAGGCCGUUUCGCGGCCAUUAUUAAUAUAUUUGUUGCUUUAUCGUUGCGCAUGCGCUAAAAACCCCAACACGAUUCACUACACCGAAUAAACUUUCAAUAUCGAGGAAGAAAGGAAUGUAAACAGUAUCUCAUCACGAAACGUAUAUGUAUGUACAUCAUUUCAACUGAAAGCUCGACCGUCGAACGUGGCAGUUGGAAAACGAUUGAACGGCAAAAACAUGGCUAGUAUCAGCGAACAAGAAACCACGGAGAAAUCGAAAGAAGCGAAAAUAACAGCUGAAAUUAUAUUUCUGCGUAAAUCAUCCAGCUCCGACAAAACUGACUUUGGAGAAAAUCUAGUUUUAGAGACUAAUGAGUUAGAUCUGUUAGAUGAAAAAGAUGACAAGUUUAUUUCUGCAAUAACAAAUGUAAUAAAUGCAGAAAUAAUCGAUAUGACAAGUAUAAAAGCAGAUAAAAAUACUUUAAUGAAAUUAUUACUUUUAACAUGCAUGGAUAAAGCAGCAGAUAUCGUUUUUAUUACUGGCGACAUUGAAGACAAUGAGAGGCAUUAUGCAAACGAAACAAUUAAACUUAUUAUGAAUUACGAACAGCAUUUUAAAGAAAAACCUUGUAGAGUAUUAAAACAUUUGAUAACACAAAUGGAAUCAAGAUUGGAGAAGAUCACAAACCAUAAAAUUGUAUGUGGGAUACGAAAUAAGACGUUAAUCAUUAAUUUGUUCAAUCCGCCCGAAGAUACAGUAAAACUCUUUACAGCAAUUGUAGAUAUGCUGGAAAAUAUAUUAUUCAUAAUACUUAAGAGUGAAAAUCUAAACCAUCCCUUACUUGAUGUUGCAUGCUUAGCCGAUAAUAAUUCUUUAAAUCAGAUAAAAGAUAAGGAUUCAGAUGAAAUCAAUGAACCAUCAUCUUCUUCGACUUGUUCGUUGCCUGAAAAAGAUAUGGACGAUGAUACAGAUAAUCUUCAUAAGGAAUUGUUUCCUAUGGUUUCUACGGACGUAGCAUUGACGAUAUUGAUUACAUUAGCAGCCACACACUUGGAAAACAUAACGCCGGAAUUGGUAAAGAUAAGUGAUGCUUAUGGUAGGAUGGUGUGGAAAGACAUACUUUCGAACUGUAAUAUGCCACCAUUUAGAAUCUCUAGUAAACAUGGCUACGCAGUAUUGGUUUCUGAUGGACAAAAAUCGCGAAGACUGCUUCAUAACAGAACGGACAGAAAAAAUAGUUUUCCUCCGAUUUCACUUCAAUCUGGAACGUGCGUAUGGGUCAAUAGUGGAUCACCCAUUCCCGAUGAAGCUACAGCGGUUGUGCAAGUGAAAGAUACACAAAUGGUACAAUCUCUAAACAAUUCCGACGUGUAUAUUGACAUAUUGAUUAAACCACGACAUAUGCAAAACAUUAAGCCUAUUGGUUAUGACGUAAUGAGAGACAAAGUUAUUAUUCAACAAUACACACGUAUUGGCCCGGAAGAGAUUGCACUCUUGGCAGCUUCCGACUGUAAAGAAGUUACAGUCGUUGAACAGUUAUCUAUAGGUAUAUUGUCUAUCGGCGAUAACUUGGAAGAACCAGGGGAACCUUUAAAACCAGGAUAUAUCCAUGACACAAAUAGAAUAACUUUAAUCUCACUACUGAAACAUAAUGGUUUCUCUUGUUUGGAUUUCGGAAUCGUGAAUGAUAAAUCAUCAUCUAUACAAGAAAACAUUGAGAGAGCUCUAGGAAAAGUAGAUGUACUCGUUACAACAGGCUCUAUUAAUGAUAAAGAUUUAUUGAAGAAAAUUUUAUUGAAAUACUUUCGAGCCGAAAUACAUUUUGGUAAUGUAAAUAUGAAACCUGGGAAGUCAACGACAUUAGCCUCGUGCACGAUCAAUCACAAGACCAAGUAUUUGUUGUGUUUCUCGGGAAAUCCAUUAUCAGCUUUUACUGCCGCUCAAGUAUUUCUUUUGCCCUUUGUAAGGACGAUAAGUGGCUAUAUUUUCUCGGAUGCUGCUACAGUGCCAGUUUACAUAGAUCAGCCGUACAAAUUACAUCAUCGUAGUAGAAUGGUAUGGGCAGAUUUACAGUGGUCUGAUAAAGAAAAGUCCCUAAAGGCUUCUAGUAAGAGCAAUAUCUACAAGGAUAAAUUAUAUAAUAUUAUGGGUUCAAAAGCUCUUUUAAUUUUACCUCCUUGUGAGUUUGGCAGUUUGAUGCCCAAAGGCCAAAAUGUAUUAGGGUUGCUUGUUGACUAUCCCUGCGAUUGUACAUCAGAUUCGGAAGAUCCAAAUUUGAAUGAGAAGAGCUAAUAAUGCUGUAUUAUAUGUUCAUUUUUAUUUCUAAAAUUGUAAUUGUAAAAAUUUUACUAUUUUAAAUGAUUAUAUGCUUCAUAUUUAUACAGCACUAAAUAUUGUGAAAAGCACUUUCAGAAAAAUUUUAAUUUUUCACGUGCCACAACUUUUUAUAAAUUCUGCAAAAUUUUAUAUGAAAUGUUGCAAUAGAGAGAAAUGGUCCUAAAAUUUUGUGAUACAAAAUUUUGUAACAAAUGUUUUUAAAGUCUGUCACAUAUAAUAAAUAUGUAAACACUCAAACAGAACAAGAAAUCAUAAUGAUAUCAAAAUGAUUCCAAAAUUAUGAUUAAAAAUCAUUUAUGAUUCUUAAUCAUGAUGGUCAAUUAUGAUUCUUGAUUAAUUACGGUUUUCUUUUAUGCUUCCUAAUAAUACAUAUCCUGUGAAUAU